GCCGUUGUUAGUUGGGUUUUUGGACAAUGAUGUUGGUGUCGCCAUUGAACUAACUGUGUUUGUUUAAUUAAUUAAUUUGGUGCUGUGCAGCAGUGCUCAAAGUGGGUCUCUCUCCUCUCUCCCUAGCAAAUGCAGCAGCAGCUUCAACCAGCAACAGGUAGAUAAAGACAAACCCAAGAGAGAGUUGAUAGCUAAAGAUGUCUGUAGCAUUGGUAUGGAUGGUUUCCCCCAACACAAAGGUGUUGAAUUGCUUUGGGGUGUUGGAUUCAUCAAGUUUUGUUUUGGGGGAUGGAAGAGCAAAGAUGGGUAGGAAGCAGAAACGGGAUUCAUGCUGUCUGAGUAGUAGUACAGAAGUCAAGUAUUUGAGCACUUCUGGCUUACAAAGUGAAUCUAAAUUCCGCAUUUUGUCAAGCAUGGUAGCCAACCCGGCUGGAGAAAUAGAGGUGACAUCGGAACAGAAGGUUUAUGAUGUGGUGCUGAAGCAGGCAGCCUUAGUGGAGAAGCAGUUGAGGACUAGUGGAGAUGAUGUUGAUGUGAAGCCUGAUAUUAUUCUUCCAGGGAAUCUGAGCUUGUUGGGUGAAGCUUAUGACAGAUGCAGAGAAGUUUGUGCAGAGUAUGCCAAGACUUUUUACCUGGGUACUCUGCUUAUGACCCCUGAGAGAAGAAGAGCUAUCUGGGCAAUAUAUGUGUGGUGUAGAAGAACUGAUGAGCUUGUUGAUGGGCCUAAUGCCUCACACAUAACACCACAAGCUUUGGAUAGGUGGGAGUCAAGGUUGGAAGAUCUUUUCCAAGGUCGUCCAUUCGAUAUGCUUGAUGCUGCUUUAUCAGAUACAGUCACCCAAUUUCCUGUUGACAUUCAGCCAUUCAAGGAUAUGAUAGAGGGAAUGAGAAUGGACCUUAGGAAAUCAAUAUACACGAACUUUGAUGAACUAUACCUCUACUGUUAUUAUGUUGCCGGGACUGUUGGACUAAUGAGUGUUCCAGUCAUGGGCAUUGCACCUGAUUCGCAAGCAACUACAGAGUCUGUAUAUAAUGCUGCCUUAGCAUUGGGGAUUGCGAAUCAGCUAACUAACAUACUAAGGGAUGUUGGAGAAGAUGCAAGGAGAGGACGCAUUUAUUUACCACAGGAUGAGCUGGCACAAGCUGGACUUUCUGAUACUGACAUAUAUGCUGGAAAGGUCACAGAUAAAUGGAGGAGUUUCAUGCAGAGUCAGAUUAAGAGAGCAAGGAUGUUCUUUGAUGAGGCAGAGAAAGGAGUCAUGGAGCUCAGUGAAGCCAGCAGAUGGCCGGUAUUGGCGUCCCUACUUUUGUAUCGCCAAAUAUUAGAUGAGAUAGAAGCUAAUGACUACAACAACUUCACAAAAAGGGCUUAUGUAAGCAAAGCUAAGAAAUUACUUGCUUUGCCUAUGGCAUAUACUAAAUCCCUGAUUCUGCCAUCAAGAACACUCGAAAUAAAUCGAGCCUAGACCACUGAAUCUUCAACAUCACUAUUGUAUUGUUGGUAAUUUUGUAUAUAGAUGGAAAAGAAGAGUUAGUUUGUAUAUUAUGAUCUGUAUAAUUGCAGCAAGUAACGAUUGUUAUGCUGCUUCUAACUUUUGUGAUU
Molecule: messenger RNA, 1603 nt
Organism: Rosa chinensis
Lineage: Eukaryota; Viridiplantae; Streptophyta; Magnoliopsida; Rosales; Rosaceae
Product: phytoene synthase 2, chloroplastic
Exons: 7
Coding region: 198-1466 (422 amino acids)
Biological process (GO): carotenoid biosynthetic process
Molecular function (GO): geranylgeranyl diphosphate synthase activity
Source: RefSeq, a predicted model, not a curated record